Hibiscus syriacus is the source of this 1695-nucleotide messenger RNA. RefSeq lists its product as uncharacterized. Bases 797 to 1312 code for a protein of 171 amino acids. The transcript has 2 exons. Lineage: Eukaryota; Viridiplantae; Streptophyta; Magnoliopsida; Malvales; Malvaceae. The record is from RefSeq and is a predicted model, not a curated record.
CAGUUGAAAGAGAAACCUUGUGAGAGAAAGUAAAGGCAAAGGAAAAAAUGGAGAUGAGUGAGAGAUCCUAAAAUAUAGGGUUUUCUAUUUUUCCCUUUUAGAUUUUCAUUGAUUAAGAAAAUCUCUCUCAUUCUCCGAUAUGUUGAAAUUUACCCUUAUUAUCAGUGAAUUCAGCGUGCUUUUCGAAAAGUUUCGAUUUUUCUUAUCCACUCCACUAAUAGCUGUUUUUUUCCGGUGAAAUUCUUUUCUCUGAGUGCUUGUUUCGUUUGGUGGUCAUGGAUUAUUCCGAUUUUACCCAGAGGGGCUUUUUUUGAAACAGAAUCGAACCACCUAUUCUAAAAGUUUUGAUCUUUUAACAGUUUUUUUCUAACUAAAAGAAACUGUCUUUUCUUUUUUGUAGUGGAAGUUCUAAAUUUUGGGCUUUGAGAUUUUGAUGACUCUCGUUGGACGAGUUUUGAGCUAAGAGAAAAGGAUCAUGAACGGUGGACUUUAAGAGGGGAAAACCAGUGGUGCUGGAAAAAGACCCGUUUCAUUUGGGAUAAAUUUGUCUGGCUUUUUCUUUUUUCUUAAAAAAGAGAGAGAGACGAAUCUGUAGAGAAGGCAGUUUGCUAGAGCUUAAUUUACAAGCUUUUGACUUUAAUCAUGAUUGAAAAAAACAUUGGAUUCAAUUAAUAUCUUUCCAAAUUUUGUUCUAAUUUUGAACUUGAUUGGUCGUUUCCUAAUUUUCUAACUGCAAGAAAAACUAACCAUUGAAACUUAAACAAAAGGGAUUAUGGAGUUUUAAGGUUGUUAAAAGAUGGCAGUUUCCUUUCCUGGUUUUCCAUGGUGGUUUAGGGGUGGUGGAAAUAAGGAGAAACCGCCUGUUUCAAAUGGGUCUUCUUUAAAUUCUCUGAAUUCUUCUUCUGAUUGGGGAUUGGGCUUGAGAGAGUCUGAAACUGUUAAAUUCCCAGCAAAGAUAUCCCGGAGGAAGGCAAAGGCAAAGUGGCAAGGCAGUGAGGAGAGGAGGGUGGUUGAUGAAGAAUUUGAUGUUAUGCUGGUUCCAUCAGAAGGUGUACAUUUAUCUGGAUACGAAUCAGAAGGUCCAGAGUGGUCCAUUGGGUGGGAAGAACCACAUGGUCCUGGUUUUCAAGGCCACGAUGAAGAUGAUGGUGGGUUUGCUGUGCUGGUUCCAUGUUAUAAACCUGGUUGCAAGGAACUUGUUCAGAGCCCCAAUAACCAGCUCUUGACUGCAAUCGAGAACCUCCCUACAGGGUUCUCUUCUGAGGGAAGCAACUCGGUGCAGCAGUGGUUUUCAUCCUUCCCAAACUUCUGAACAAAUGGAAUGACUAGUCUCUAGGUGAAGUUGCUCUCACUGAAGUACUAUUACCAAUGAAUAAUGUGGAUAUAUAAGAAGCGGCCGAUUAUGGUAGAGAUGGGAUCCGCAGUAGCUUGUAGUAGAAUUCAGGUGUUAACAACCAUGGAGGAUGUAGCUGUUAUGGAAGAGCAGCAGAGCAGGAACGUUUCCAGGAUGUUACUCUGUCCUGAUUGGUCAUCCUCCCAGCUUAAAAUGACCCGUGAAAAUACGGUGGAGAACUUUUGUUACCUUUUAUGUAAAUAAUGUUAAUGUGAAUAUGCAAUAGAUGAUCCUUGCUACCAGCUCACUGCUGCUGUGUAUAAUUUUGAUCCAGAGUAAUCUAUUAUCAUAACAAUUUUGUA